Haplochromis burtoni (Burton's mouthbrooder) is the source of this 1876-nucleotide messenger RNA. RefSeq names its product sarcoglycan, epsilon (gene sgce). Gene Ontology annotation, cellular component: sarcoglycan complex; membrane. The record is from RefSeq and is a predicted model, not a curated record. The transcript has 13 exons. The coding region runs from base 66 to 1502 and encodes 478 amino acids. Lineage: Eukaryota; Metazoa; Chordata; Actinopteri; Cichliformes; Cichlidae.
UUAUGGCUGUCAAACCCAGUGGCGAUUAGACAAAGCGGUCCUGUUUAAUGUAAAGAUUCGGGGAGAUGAUUUGCACCAUGUCCGCCGCAGCUGUCGCGGUAUGGCUUGGUACGGUUUGCACUGUGCAUGCCUAUGACACGAAACACAGCGCUUUACACGGGAGAAAUGUCCGUGUGGAGCAAUCCGUGGCCUUGAAGCAGAGAGCAGCCGUGUCCAGAGACGUGGUCACCAUCCUGUCGAGGUCGCACGCAGACCGUAAUGUCUACCCGUCUGCAGGCGUGUUGUUCGUCCACGUUCUGGAGAGGGAGUAUUUCAAAGGAGAGUUUCCUCCUUACCCAAAAUCAGGUGACCCCAGCAACGAUCCGAUCACUUUCAACACCAACCUGAAGGGCUACCCCGACAGGCCGGGUUGGCUACGAUAUAUUCAAAGGACCCCACAUAGUGAUGGAGUGCUCUAUGGUUCUCCCACUGCAGAGCACAUUGGCAAGCCCACUGUCAUAGAGAUUACUGCCUAUAACAGGCGCACUUUUGAGACAGCGCGGCACAACUUGGUCAUAAACAUCAAGGCUGCAGAAGAGUUCCCCCUGCCUUACCAAGCAGAGUUCUACAUCAAAAAUAUGAAUGUGGAGGAGGUGCUGGCCAGUGAGGUGCUGGGAGACUUCCUGGGAGCGGUGAAGAACGUUUGGCAGCCCGAGCGGCUGAAUGCCAUCAACAUUACAUCGGCACUGGACCGCGGUGGCCGGGUGCCGCUACCUAUUAACAACUUAAAAGAAGGCGUCUAUGUGAUGGUCGGUGCUGAUGUUCCCUUCUCGUCGUGCCUGCGGGAGGUGGAAAGCCCACAUAACCAGCUGCGCUGCAGUCAGGAGAUGGAGCCCGUCAUCAGCUGUGACAAGAAGUUCCGAGCUCAGUUUCAAAUCGACUGGUGUAAGAUUUCUCUGGUUGACAUCAACAAAGUAGUCCCAGUUUACGUUACACGUCCCGAACCCGGAACAGGGAUCCUGCCCGAAUUCGGGGAGUACAAACCCCCGUCUGAGUCUCUGAAAAGCCGGGACUACUUUUCCGACUUCCUCAUCACGUUGGCUGUUCCCUCCGCCGUGGCGCUAGUUCUCUUCUUCAUCCUUGGCUACACUAUGUGCUGCAGGCGGGAAGGGGUGGAAAAAAGAAACAUGCAAACACCAGACAUCCAGCUGGUUCACCACAGCUCCAUCCAGAAGUCCACCAAGGAACUGAGGAGCAUGUCAAAGAACAGGGAAAUCUCCUGGCCGCUCUCUACGCUGCCCGUCUUCAACCCAGUCAGCGGCGAGGUGGUUCCACCCAUCCACCCCGACAACUACGAGACCACCAGCAUGCCGCUGAUGCAGACACAGGCGAAUCUGCAAAACCAGAUUACGAUACCACAGCAGCGGCCAUCAGGAGAUAACUAUGUCAUGUCAACAUUUCGAAGGCUGGAGGUAAAUGGUAUUCCUGAGGAGAGAAAGGUGGCUGAAGCUCUGAAUUUAUGACCAGAAGCACCAGUGUUGCAGCUGCCCCUCUUCCUUUGUCCUAAAAUUUGUGCCAACCUGCAUGUGUUAGCAGUGAAAAUUUUAUCGUCCACUUGCGCACUUGCACCUUGACUUGUGAGUGUGAAAAAGACCCGAAGAGCUUAGCCGAUUAUAAAGAUAACUUAGACUAUUUUGGAAUAUCCGUUUAAAUGUUUAAAGUGUGAUUAAUAUGUUUGUAUGUCAUACUGCUUUGCCCAGCGGACCUCUCGGGGCGUAAGGGUGUUUUAUAUUGAAAUGCUUUCGUCGCCAUGUGUUAGAACAUUUGUUCAAUGUGUCACAUGAUAAUAAACUCUUUCAAAAUAACUUUCUGUCCCAGUGGAAAACAAGAAAAAACA